This is a messenger RNA of Platichthys flesus (European flounder), 3808 nucleotides long. RefSeq names its product CD276 antigen-like. Bases 211 to 1803 code for a protein of 530 amino acids. The record is from RefSeq and is a predicted model, not a curated record. Lineage: Eukaryota; Metazoa; Chordata; Actinopteri; Pleuronectiformes; Pleuronectidae. The transcript is spliced from 8 exons.
UACAUGCUGCGGCUUGAGAGAGGACUCCAUUACAGUCUCCAGACAGAACAGGUUCUUAUAGAAGAAGAGGAGCAGGACGUUUCUCUGGUUCCUCCUGAUCACGUUUCUCCAGUGAUUUGUCAGAAUCUCCACUAACGGAUCGAGUUUCUUUGGUUCAGGUUAUUUUUUUAAGUUUUACAGCUCAUAGGAAGCAGCAUCCAUCUCUUCACUAUGAACCGUCCCUCGUCCCAGUUUACGAUGUACUGGUUCAUUUCAACUGUUUGGAUUCUCUUCACCUUCACGCAUGUUGCCGCUCGAUCAGUUCUAAGAGACAGACAAGGACCAGAUGUCAUCAAAGUGUUUGUGACAGAAGGGGAUGAUGUCAUCCUGCCCUGCUCUCCACGACCCAACGUGAACAUCGAAGCAACAGUGUUCGACUGGAAGAGAAAUAACAAGGAGGUGUUCAUGUUCACUAAGGACAAAUUCUUCGGAAACAGCCGAGCGGAUCAGGAUCAGGAUUUUAAAGGACGAGUUUCUCAUUUUGAUGAAGAGCUGAAGCACGGAAACGCCUCCAUACUCCUCAGAGACACCAGGAUCACUGACAGUGGGAACUACACCUGCAUCUUUCCUCAUCUUGUGCCAGAGCAAACAUGCAGGAUUGAGCUGGUUGUUGGACCAGAUGUCAUCAAAGUGUUUGUGACAGAAGGGGAUGAUGUCAUCCUGCCCUGCUCUCCACGACCCAACGUGAGCAUUGAAGCAACAGUGUUCGACUGGAAGAGAAAUAACAAGGAGGUGUUCAUGUUCACUAAGGACAAAUUCUUCGGAAACAGCCGAGCGGAUCAGGAUCAGGAUUUUAAAGGACGAGUUUCUCAUUUUGAUGAAGAGCUGAAGCACGGAAACGCCUCCAUACUCCUCAGAGACACCAGGAUCACUGACAGUGGGAACUACACCUGCAUCUUUCCUCAUCUUGUGCCAGAGCAAACAUGCAGGAUUGAGCUGGUUGUUGGACCAGAUGUCAUCAAAGUGUUUGUGACAGAAGGGGAUGAUGUCAUCCUGCCCUGCUCUCCACGACCCAACGUGAGCAUUGAAGCAACAGUGUUCGACUGGAAGAGAAAUAACAAGGAGGUGUUCCUGUUCGAUAACAGCAGCUACUUUGGAAAUGGCCGAGCGGAUCAGGAUCAGGAUUUUAAAGGACGAGUUUCUCAUUUUGCUGAAGAGCUGAAGCACGGAAACGCCUCCAUACUCCUCAGAGACACCAGGACUACUGACAGUGGGAACUACACCUGCAUCUUUCCUCAUCUUGUGCCAGAGCAAAGAUACAGGAUUGAUCUGGUUGUUGGUGCAGCUACAACUCCAUAUGUAAAGAUACGUAACAUCACAGGAGAUGGGGUGCUACUGGAGUGUUUGGUUACAGGUGCUCAUCCAGAGCCUCAGGUCGAGUGGCAGACGAGUGAUGGGAUCGUGGUCCCUGCUGAGGAACCACAGGUCUCUCCAAGAGGACACCGCUUUGACGUCCUCCUCCUCACCACCGUGAAGAAGACCACUACCAACAUGUACCGCUGUGUGGUCAAGCAGGAGGGCUUCGGCCAUGUGAUCCACAAUGAGCUCCUUGUGCCAGACAAUCUCUUCGAGGACAAGACCUCCCAUUGUACCAGUGUGCCCAUGGUUGUGAUAAUAACUAUUAUAGUAACUCUGGUUAUUCCACUUCUGGUUAUUGCACUUCUAGUAAAGACCAUCAUGAACCAGAGGAAAAACGCAAAGCAGAAAGGAUCACCAACAGAAGUUCUCCCACUGAACGGUCAUCAGCUGAGUAACGGAUCAUGAUCUACACAGACAACACUUUAGGGAAAUUCUGCAAUAAUGGUUGAUGUCAUCAGUAUUUUUCACAAAAUUGGAAACCUGCAUUGUAUCUGUGUCAAUCAUAUUGUUUUUAAAAAGCCUGUAUUCACAAACCAAAGUUAGCAUCAUGGGGCUGAACAAGGUGAGACCUCCUUGAGCUGCUUCUGGACUCAUCUCUCUCUUGUCACAGUGCAGCUAACAGGAGAAUGUCAGGGACUUUAUGUAGAUGCUGUUUCAGAUCAUGAUGCUGUCGCUCUGAAGAAAAGGAAAAUAUCAGGCUUUAGAUUUUUAGGAAUUUGAAGGAAAAGAAGUGAAAAGUGAUUAAUUUGUAUAUACUUUGUAAAUAUGUCAGAAUAUAAUAUCAAAGUCUACCUUAGAACUGUGAAACGUCAGAGGAAGACACGAAUGGGCCAGUUUUCUUAAAGUGGUCAGGCAAUUUAAAGCUUUAGUUCGGUGCAUAUUCAACUUCAUUUUUAAUCUGUUAACACCAAGUAUUCUGCAGUAUCAUGUCUUCCUGAUAAAAUCAUGGUCAGCUGAGAGGAUGUUCACAAGAAGGUUGAUGGUUAGAUUCUAAGCACACGAGCUCAAUGCACAAGUGUUCUUGUAAAUGCAUGUUUACAUUUUCAUGGGACGAUGUUUAACAGGGUACGUCAAUCUGGGAAAUGUGACUGCUGCGAUAAACGGAGCCUUAAAUAUUUUUCUAUUUGAAUGAAUCUAACACUUGAUUUUAAAUCCGACUACACUUGGAUUCAUAGUUUAAACUCACAUUUUAAUAGCACUGAAAUGGCCCUUACUACUCGCACUUUGCAGUUUGGCUUUCUGGUUGCUCUGGGUUUGUACCCUCAUGGUUGAUGCACUUAUUGGGGUGGCUGUGGCUGAGGGGGAGAGCGGUCGUCCUCCAACCUGAGGGCAGUUCGAUCCCCUGUCUUCCCCAUCUGCAUGCCGAAGUGUCCUUGGGCAAGAUGCUGACCCCCGAGCUGCCCCUCGUAGAACACUAAAGUGCUGCUAAUAGAUGCACUUUAUGAAUGGGUGAAUGUAAAACUGUACUGUAAAGCGCUUCGAGUCACCAAGACUACAAAAGCUCUUUAUAAAUACAAAGCCAUCUACUUGUUGUAAGUCGCUUUGGAUAAAAGCAUCUGCCAAAUUAAAUGAUGAGUCAGUGCCUUGAUGCAAUUUCCUCAAAUUUGGUGCAAAUAUCCAUUUUACUUCAGGAUGAACUUGACAUCUUAAGAUCAAUUUGAGGGAAAGUCUCAAAGAGGAGUUUGGUGCUUGAAGGUCUCGUCCCUGUGACCUCAUGUUACUGUUUCAGCUGCCAUGUGACUCUUACUGGAAGAAAACAAAGUAUUUGGACAGUAUUUUCUCAUCUGUUCUUUUUGCAAUUACUUAUUUUUUAAAUAACAUUUUAUACAUGUUGACAUUUUAAGAAUCCUCAGAGAUGUAUCUGUAUUGCAGCUAAAGUGAUUCUUAUUCCUUUGUACCUGCUCAACAUGUGACCAAAGCUUUUUACACUGUGAUGUCUGCGUAUAUAAAAAACUGAGUGAGUCUUGAAUCUGUUUCCUAUUCCUGUGAAAACGAUAUCUCGAGAACAACUUGAAGCAAUUUCUGUAAAUAUGGUGCAAACGUUCAGUGUAACUCAAAGAGGACGGUUGUGGCUGUGCAGUGGGUCGUCCUCUAACCAGAAGGUUGGUGGUUCGAUCCCCGUCUUCCCCAUUCCUGCUGCGUGCUUUUUAUAUCUUUUAUCUAAUAUAUAUAUUUUAUUUAGAUAUGUUUGUCUAAAUACAUGUUACUUUGUAAAAAUAUUAGAAAAAGGGAGUAAAUAAGAAGUAAAUGGUGAGUAAAAAUACAUUGUUUCUGUUUAUUGCUUUUCUUAUGUGUUGUAUUUAUUGUGUUUUAUGGUUUUAUGUUUCUAUGUUCAUUGUAUGCACCAAUCACCAGAGCAAAUUCCUUGUAAGUACAAACCUACUUGCCUAUAAAUACUUUCUGAUUCUGA